Molecule: messenger RNA, 1065 nt
Organism: Thelazia callipaeda (thelaziosis nematode)
Lineage: Eukaryota; Metazoa; Nematoda; Chromadorea; Rhabditida; Thelaziidae
Source: the annotation of a GenBank genome assembly
AUGAAUAGCGAUUUGAAUGAUCAACAGCUUUCUCCUAUGCAAUCGACAUCUGAAUUUGGUGACUCAAGGAAAGAGUUAAGACAAGUUAGAUGCUGUGUGCAUGGUCGUCCUUGUGUCAUUGCCUCUAAACUUUCCCGGGGACAGGAAGAGGAAAUAAGUCGAGAUAUAUCAUCAGGAUCAUAUAAUUAUUCAAAAUCUCGAUACGAAAGUGUUUUAGGAAAAUCCGAACCAAGUAGUAGCGAUACCAUCUCUUAUGGCUUACAAAGAAAAGUUGAACGUGACUCUUUGGAUGUUCCGUUAAGUAAAUGGAAUCUAUAUACGCCUUGUUCAUCAAGUAGUGCUAUUGACUUGGAACCUAUCUUCCGAUCGGUUGAAAGUGACCAAAAUAGAGUACAAUCGAGUGAAAAUGAACGUUUCAUCCCACGUAAAGUUGAACGUUAUUCUUUAUCUGGAACUGUGGAUGCUCCAUUCAUCAGUAGAGUGCCAAAAAAAAUUAAAUCGAGGGAAAAAGGCAAUCAGUAUGAACUUAUGAUACGACCGGAGUGUUCAGAUAUUGUAUUAUCGCAGCCAAUAAUACCCAAGGAACAAUUUGUGCGAACUGCGCAAAGGGCUGGCAGCGUAGAAACUUCACCAUCGAUAGAAGCUUAUAUCGGAGUGAUGAGCGAGCGUCAAGCUGAAGAAUAUGUUCCAAAACCUACCUCCUUUAAACUCUAUCAUAAAAUGCCAAAAAUACAUACAUUCAACGAUGUGAUACCAUCUCUUGGACUUUACAUCAUCUAUCGUAGUGGAAAAGGACACAUUUAUAAUUAUCCGAUAAAAGAAUGUAAACAGUAUGUAGAUUAUCCGAAAGCAAGAUCUAAGCUCACACCACUCUUAAAUCUUCAAGUAGAGUACGGAGAUCCUUUGGCACCACGCUUCUUUACUCUUGACGCACUUGUCAGCUACUAUAAUAUUUACGUACACUUACGUCAAGAAGAUGGUGAAUGCGUAGCAGAUAUAUUUCCAGUUCGUAGUACACAAUUUAGCAAUUCAUCGUCUCGCCGAGUUAUACAAACAUAUCAGUGA